Molecule: messenger RNA, 2801 nt
Organism: Brassica oleracea var. oleracea
Lineage: Eukaryota; Viridiplantae; Streptophyta; Magnoliopsida; Brassicales; Brassicaceae
Product: pentatricopeptide repeat-containing protein At1g74600, chloroplastic
Exons: 2
Coding region: 42-2741 (899 amino acids)
Biological process (GO): RNA modification
Molecular function (GO): protein binding; RNA binding
Source: RefSeq, a predicted model, not a curated record
UUCUCUUGCACCUUCUUAGUUUUAAACUCAAUGACCUGAUAAUGAAUUGUCUAGCGAACGAAAGCUUAAACCUUUUAAAAAUCUCACCUUUUUCUUCUUCCUCCUCUGCUUACAGACUACUCUCUUCCAUUACCAAUCUCCGAAACCCAUCUCUCCUUUCCACCAAAGACUGUACCUUUUCAACUCCUUUUAACCCUUUUCACUUCUUCAACGAUCAUCAAUCAAGCUCAAGCCUUUGUACGCUCCAAACAACCAGAAUCCUACAAGGGCACUUGCUCAGACGAUACCUCUUACCGUUCGAUGCUUUCCUUACGAAAUCACUGCUUAGUUGGUACUCGAAGUCGGGUUCCAUGGGUGAUGCAGCUAAGCUGUUCGACACAAUUCCUCAACCAGAUGUUAUCUCUUGUAAUAUCAUGAUCUCUGGUUAUAGACAGUGUAAAAUGUUUGAAGAGUCGUGGAGGUUUUUCUCUAAGAUGCAUUUCUUGGGUUUGGAGGCGAAUGAGAGAAGUUAUGGGUCUGUGCUGUCGGCUUGUACUGCGUUACAGGCUCCUCUGUUGAGUGAGCUUGUCUUUUGUCAUGCAGUAAAGAUGGGUUUUUUCUUGUGUGAAGUGGUUCAAUCGGCUUUAAUUGACUCCUUCUCUAAAAGUCUCAGAUUUCAUGAUGCUUAUAAGGUGUUCAGUGAGAUUAUAUCUCCUAAUGUGUAUUGUUGGAACACUAUGAUAGCAGGAGCGUUUAGAAAUCAAGAUUGUGAUGCUGUUUUUGAUCUUUUCUAUGAGAUGUGUGGUGGGUUUCAGAGACCUGAUAGUUAUACAUAUUCCACUGUUUUGGCUGCGUGUGCUUCCCUUGAGAAGCUUAGGUUCGGGAAAGCGGUUCAAGCUCGGGUGAUCAAAAGCGGAGCAGAAGAUGUGUUUAUAAACACUGCGAUUGUUGAUUUGUAUGCCAAGUGUGGGCAUAUGACCGAAGCUAGGGAAGUGUUCUCCCGUAUUCCCAACCCUAGUGUUGUCUCUUGGACAGUUAUGCUGUCUGGUUUCACAAAGAGUAACGAUGUGAUCUCCGCUCUUGGAAUAUUCAAGGAAAUGAUACGUUCAGGUGUUGAGAUUAGCCGAUGUACUGUGACCAGUGUAGUUUCUGCUUGUGGAGGGCCUUUUAUGGUCUCUGAAGCAAGCCAGGUCCAUGCUUGGGUCUUAAAGAGUGAAUUCUAUGUAGAUUCUUCAGUGGCUGCUUCCUUGAUUAGUAUGUACUCAAAGAGAGGAGAUAUUCAUCUCUCUGAAAAAGUUUUCAAGAAUCUGAAGGAUGCUCAGAGGGCAAAUGUUGUAAACGUGAUGGUCUCUUCAUUUUCGCAGAAUAAGAAGCCUGGUAAAGCAAUAAGACUGUUUACUAGAAUGCUUCAGGAGGGUUUGAGACCCGAUGAGUAUAGUGUAUGCAGUUUGUUAAGUGUAUUAGAUAGUCUGAGUUUAGGUAAGCAGAUCCAUAGCUACAUUGUUAAAAGUGGGUUGGUCCUUGAUCUCACUGUUGGAAGCUCUCUUUUCACAAUGUACUCCAAGUGCGGUAGUUUGGAAGAGUCUUUUAGUUUAUUCCGGGAGAUACCUGUUAAAGACAAUGCUUGCUGGGCUUCUAUGAUCUCUGGUUACAAUGUGUACGGUCAUCUUAAGGAAGCUAUUGGACUAUUCGGUGAGAUGUUGUCUGAUGGGACAAGCCCUGAUGAGAGUACUCUAUCCGCUGUUCUAACUGUGUGCGCUUCUCUUCCUUCUCUGCCAAGAAGUAAAGAAAUACAUGGGUACUCGUUAAGAGCUGGUAUUGACAAAGGGGUGCCUCUUGGUUCUGCACUAGUAAACACCUAUUCAAAAUGCGGCUCACUAAAGUUAGCUAGACAGGUCUAUGAUAGGCUCCCUGAAAUGGAUCCAGUUUCGUGUUCCUCGUUAAUCUCAGGAUACUCACAGCACGGGUUAGUCCAGGAUGGCUUCUUCCUGUUUCGUGAUAUGAUCAUGUCUGGUUUUACAAUGGACUCCUUUGCAGUUUCAUCCAUUCUUAAAGCCGCUGCUCUCUCAGACGCAUCAUCUCUAGGAGCUCAGGUUCAUGCCUACGUCACAAAAAUUGGAUUGUGCACAGAGCCUUCCGUGGGGAGUUCACUACUUACUAUGUAUUCAAAAUUUGGAAGCAUUGAGGAUUGUUGUAAAGCAUUCAACCAGAUCAAUGGUCCGGACUUAAUCGCAUGGACUGCUCUGAUUGCAAGUUUUGCGCAACAUGGAAAGGGCGCUGAAGCUUUACAAGUGUUUAAUCUUAUGAAGGAAAAAGGAUUCAAGCCUGAUAAAGUGACUUUCGUAGGAGUCUUGUCCGCUUGUAGCCAUGGUGGUUUGGUCGAAGAAGCCUAUAUCCAUCUAAACUUGAUGGUAAAAGACUACGGUAUCGAACCUGAGAACCGCCAUUAUGCAUGCAUGGUCGAUGCUUUGGGGAGGUCAGGAAGACUUAAAGAAGCUGAGAGUUUUAUCAACCAUAUGCCUAUUGAAGCAGACGCUUUGGUCUGGGGAACAUUGCUUGCUGCUUGCAGAAUGCACGAGGAUGUUGAACUCGGGAAGCUAGCUGCUAAAAAGGCUAUAGAGCUAGAACCGUCAGAUGCUGCAGCGUAUGUUUCACUCUCGAACAUCCUUGCAGAGGUUGGUGAAUGGGAAGAAGUGGAGGAGACUCGGAAGCUGAUGAAAGGAAAAGGUGUAGAGAAGGAACCAGGGUGGAGUUCUCUCUGACAUAAUUGAUAAAGAGAGGGGAUGGAGGAAAAGAAGAGCAAAGUGAUACUACAUGGGAUG